Erythranthe guttata (spotted monkey flower) is the source of this 1652-nucleotide messenger RNA. Lineage: Eukaryota; Viridiplantae; Streptophyta; Magnoliopsida; Lamiales; Phrymaceae. The record is from RefSeq and is a predicted model, not a curated record.
GAAAACAACCAUAUAAAUACCCCAUUCCUCCGCGCUUAAUCCUACCGAAUGAAUUUUCAUUCCUCUCCACUUUCAAAACUCUCGAAAAAAAAAAUCAUUAAAAAAUUCAAAUUCAAAGCUCAGCUAUGGAGAUUUCAAGUUGCCCUAUUUGUAAUUUAAGCGUUCCAUCCUUAGAACUCCAGAGACACGCGAAUGAGCAUUUCGACGAUGAAGAUUACAGCAGAGAUUUCGAAUUCGCGCGGAUAAUCUCUAUUGCUCCGCCUAGCCCACCUCCAAUUGCUGAAAAUUCAUUGAAAUGUUGGCCUAGUUCUUCUAGGUGUGAUGCUAAGACAACCGAUUGUUCGGGGAAUAUUGAUGCUGAAAAGUACGCUUCUUUGGUACUCUCACAGAACAAGGAGAAAUUCUACAAAGUCGAAGGAAAUUUAAUGACAAUGUUGAGAAAAUGUUUGGAAUUAGAAUGGGGGAACUCCUCAAGUAUAUUGUGUGGGCAUAUCGAUCAUUUUCAGAGUACCGAAUGGGAUAUUGGUUGGGGGUGUGGAUGGCGUAAUAUCCAAAUGCUUAGCUCUCAUUUGCUAAGCCAACGAGAAGAAGCCAAGCAGGUUUUAUACGGUGGUUCUGGUUUUGUACCUAAUAUUGGAUCGGUUCAAAGAUGGCUCGAGCUUGCUUGGGAAAAGGGUUUCGAUACUCUUGGUUCGAAUGAGUUUGAUCAGAAAAUUCACGGCAAGAGAAACUGGAUUGGAACUGUUGAAUGCGCUGCACUUUUACGUUCCUUUGGUCUGCGUGCAUGUAUAGUUGAUUUUGUGGAUAAAGAUUGUGAGUUGGAUACUUCAGUUGCUUGUGUGGGCUUUGGCAAGAGGAAAAUCUCGCAGAUUUAUGGACCAAUGGACUCGUUUCUAUCGAAGGGGAAAGUAGACUUGUCGCCGAGAGUUUCCUCUGGUAAUGAAGGCUGCAAACAGGUUGACGGUCUCACCGAAUGGGUUUGGAAUUACUUUCGUGGCAACAAUGCUAGCAUAUCAUCAGGCAAUAAUCGUGUUGCUAUUAGUGAGAAAACGCCGUUGUACUUCCAACACGAUGGCCAUUCAAGAACCAUAGUUGGCAUUCAGGUUAAGCAUCAGAAGAAUGGGAAGAAGCAGUACAACUUAUUAAUCUUUGAUCCUUCUGAAAAAACAAGAAACCUGGAAGAAUCUCUCAGAAACAAUGUCGGAUGGCAAAGAUUAAUAAAGAGAGGAGCCCACACACUGAGGAAGUCGAUGUACCAGGUUCGAACAUGUUCUGCUCAGUGUUGUUAUCUGUCUCGUCGAAAUGUGGUUAAGAUGGUAACGUUUUGGUUUUUGUUUCAGUUGUGCUAUGUCGAUCCUGGAAUUGCGCGCGGACAGGAGUUGGAGAAGCUGAAGAUCAUACGUGGCACGCGUCACGAAUUCUAGACUAAUCUUGAAUGCAUACACCAUUAUUUUGAAAUCAAAACCUCGUUAAAUUAUUACAAAUUGAGGUAGCAUUAUCUAUAUUGAAUUUAAUCGAGCAUAUCUUUAAAAAAUAUUUGGAUGCAUUUUGUUAGUAUAUACUUUACAGUAGGCGACAAAUUGUAAUCAUCGUUUCGUCUGAUUUGAACUUCCCACCCUAUUCUAUACAACAGCAAUCAAUAGAUUGAACCA